AUGCUGUAUUGUGAGCGUGUGUGUAUCAAACACUACCAGGAGGACCUGGGCGACCUGGUGCCCCCCCGGUGCCGGCCCGACCUGGAGGCGGGAAAACAGCUGCCGCGCAUCUUCGCCGACAUCCCGUCUCAUCUGGUGGGCGUCCCCCUGGAGGACAUCGACCAGUACUACUUCAAAGACAAGAGGACAUUCAUAUGUGGCCCCUUCUUAGUAAAGCUGUUAACAGAGUUUAUCAAAGUAGGGAACCUGCAGGCGCUGCGAACCUUUAGGGUGCUGAGAGCCCUGAAAACUAUCUCAGUCAUCCCAGUUUAUAUCCGUUGUGUCACACCCCUCUGUGUGUGUCUGUUCUUGUGCUUGUGUCUCCCGCCUCGUUGCAGAUAUGUGACUGAGUUUGUGGACCUGGGUAAUGUGUCAGCCUUAAGGACCUUCAGGGUGCUGCGAGCGCUCAAAACCAUCUCUGUCAUCCCAGGCCUGAAGACCAUCGUCGGCGCCCUGAUUCAGUCGGUGAAGAAGCUCGCCGACGUGAUGAUCCUCACCGUCUUCUGCCUGAGCGUCUUCGCCCUCAUCGGCCUGCAGCUCUUCAUGGGGAACCUGCGGCAGAAGUGCGUCCGCAGCACGGAGCACUGCGUCAACGGCAGCCUGGCGGCCAACACCACCUUCUACUGCAACAACAAGACCUGGGCCUCCGUCAGGGACUUCAUCAACGACGAGGAGACUCUAAAACAGACUCCGCAGCAUGCAGAGACUCUGAAACAGACUCCGGAGCAUGCAGAGACUCUGAAACAGACUCCGGAGCAUGCCGAGACUCUGAAACAGACUCCGGAGCAUGCACAGACUCUGAAACAGACUCCGGAGCAUGCAGAGACUCUGAAACAGACUCCGGAGCAUGCAGAGACUCUGGAACAGACUCUGGAGCAUGCCGAGAAUCUGGAACAUACUCUGGAGCAUGCCGAGACUCGACCAGACUCUGGAUCAUGCAGAGACUCUGAAACAGACUCCGGAGCAUGCAGAGACUCUGGAACAGACUCUGGAGCAUGCAGAGACUCUGGAACAGACUCUGGAGCAUGCCGAGAAUCUGGAACAGACUCAGAAGCAUGCCGAGACUCGACCAGACUCUGGAGCAUGCAGAGACUGACUAUACACCCAAAUCAACCUUCAUGUGGAGAUGCAGAGCUGGAGGAGGCCCAUAAGAAAUGCCACCCGUGCUGGUACGUCUUCGCCCACCAUUACCUGGUGUGGGAGUGCUCCCCCUUCUGGCUGCAGGUGAAGCAGCUGGUGAAGAUCAUGGUGAUGGACCCCUUCCUGGACCUGGCCAUCACCGUUUGCAUCGUCCUCAACACGCUCUUCAUGGCCAUGGAGCACUACCCCAUGACGGACGAGUUCAACGGCAUGCUGAGCAUCGGAAACCUGCUGAUACAUGACAUCAUCGUCUCAGCUGAUACAAGACCUCUGGGCCUAUCCACCCAGAUGUGGACCUGUCCACAUCUGGACCUGUCCACAUCUGGGCCAGACCUGUCCACAUCUGGGCCAGACCUGUCAGACCUGUCCACAUCUUGGUCAGACAUGUCAGACCUGUCCACAUCUGGGUCAGACAUGUCCACAUCUGGGUCAGACAUGUCAGACCUGUCCACAUCUGGGCCAGACCAGUCCACAUCUGGUCCAGACCUGUCCACAUCUGGAGUCCUGCCCCAGACCACCAGACCAGCUGCAGGUGUGCUGCUGAACCUCUUCCUGGCUCUGCUGCUCAGCAGCUUCAGCUCGGACAACCUGUCGGCUCCAGACGACGACGGCGAGAUGAACAACCUGCACAUCGCCCUCCACAGGAUCACCAGAGGCCUGGCCUGGUGCCGCAGACAGGUGGUGGAUUUCUUCAACGGGAACCUGAAGCGCCGUCGCCAGAAGAGGAAGGAGGCCAAAGCCAUGAUGAAGCUCAAACGCCUGAGCACCAUCCACACCGAGGCCAACGGGGCCGUCAUAGGCCGCCACGUAGAGAAGUACGUGGUGCCGGAGGAUGACAGCUACAUGACCAACCCCAACCUGACCAUCAGCGUCCCCAUCGCCCCCGGGGAGUCGGACGUGGAGUUCCCCGAGGAGGAGGAGGAGGAGGAGGAAGAGGUCCACUCUCAGGGUCCUCACCUGCAGGUGGUGGUGAACGCUCUGAUCGGGGCCAUCCCCUCCAUCAUGAACGUGCUGCUGGUCUGCCUCAUCUUCUGGCUCAUCUUCAGCAUCAUGGGGGUCAACCUGUUCGCCGGCAAGUUCGGCCGCUGCGUGAACCGCACGGGCCACGUCUUCGAGUCCUCCUUCAUCAACAACAAGUCCGAGUGCGAGGCGCUCAACGACACCUCGCUCUACUACUGGACCAAGGUCAAGGUCAACUUUGACAACGUGGGCGCCGGAUACCUGGCUCUGCUGCAAGUGGCCUUCGAGGACAUCUACAUCGAGCAGAGGAAGGUGAUCAAGGUGGUGCUCGAGUACUCGGACAAGAUCUUCACCUACAUCUUCAUCCUGGAGAUGCUGCUCAAAUGGCUGGCCUACGGCUUCAAGAAGUACUUCACCAACUACUGGUGCUGGCUCGACUUCCUCAUCGUCGACGUCUCAUUGGUCAGUUUGGUGGCCAACACGUUGGGUUAUUCCGACUUUGCAGCGAUCAAAUCCCUGCGGACGCUGCGAGCCCUGCGUCCCCUCAGAGCCCUCUCCAGAUUUGAAGGCAUGAGGGCAACCUUCAAAGGCUGGAUGGAGAUCAUGUACGCAGCGGUGGAUUCACGAGCCGUGGAGGAGCAGCCCAUCAAGGAGGUCAAUCUGUACAUGUACCUGUACUUUGUCAUCUUCAUCAUCUUCGGCUCCUUCUUCACCCUCAAUCUCUUCAUCGGUGUCAUCAUCGAUAACUUCAACCAGCAGAAGCGGAAGUUAGGAGGACAGGACAUCUUCAUGACGGAGGAGCAGAAGAAAUACUACAACGCCAUGAAGAAACUGGGCUCCAAGAAACCUCAGAAGCCCAUCCCCCGGCCUAUGAACUCUCUGCAGGGCUUCUUCUUCGACCUGGUGGCGAAGCAGGCGUUCGACAUCAUCAUCAUGGUGCUGAUCCUGCUGAACAUGAUCACCAUGAUGGUGGAGACGGACGAGCAGUCGCCCCAGAUGGAGUACAUCCUGAACAACAUCAACCUGGCCUUCAUCGUCAUCUUCUCCCUCGAGUGCCUGGUGAAGAUCGUGGCGCUGCGCUGCUACUUCUUCACCGUCGGCUGGAACAUCUUCGACUUCGUGGUUGUCAUCCUCUCCAUCGUCGGUAUCGUGCUUGCUGACAUUAUUGAGAAGUACUUUGUGUCGCCGACGCUGUUCCGGGUGAUUCGACUGGCCCGUAUUGGACGGGUUCUGCGUCUCAUCCGAGGCGCUAAGGGCAUCCGGACGUUACUGUUCGCCCUCAUGAUGUCCCUCCCCGCUCUCUUCAACAUCGGGCUGCUCCUGUUCCUCGUCAUGUUCAUCUACGCCAUCUUCGGCAUGGCCAACUUCGCCUACGUGAAGCGGCAGUCGGGGAUCGACGACAUGUUCAACUUCGAGACAUUCGGGAACAGCAUGAUCUGCUUGUUCCAGAUCACCACGUCGGCCGGCUGGGACAGCCUGCUCAGCCCCAUCCUCAACAACUCCCCCGAGGAGUGCAACGCCAGCAUCCCCCACACCGGCACCACCGUGCGCGGGAACUGCGGGAACCCAUCGGUGGGCAUCACCUUCUUCGUCACCUACAUCAUCAUCUCCUUCCUCAUCGUGGUGAACAUGUACAUCGCCAUCAUCCUGGAGAACUUCAGCGUGGCCACGGAGGAGAGCACCGAGCCGCUGAGCGAGGACGACUUCGAGAUGUUCUACGAGGUGUGGGAGAAGUUCGACCCCGAGGCAACGCAGUUCAUCGAGUACGCCAAGCUUUCGGACUUUGCCGACUCGCUGUCGGAGCCGCUGCGCAUCAGCAAGCCCAAUAAGAUCAAGCUGAUCUCCAUGGACCUGCCUAUGGUCAGCGGGGACAAGAUCCAUUGCCUGGACAUCCUCUUCGCCUUCACCAAGCGAGUGCUGGGCGAGUCGGGUGAGAUGGACGCGCUAAAGCAGCAGAUGGAGGAGAAGUUCAUGAUGGCCAACCCGUCCAAGAUCUCCUACGAGCCGAUCACGACGACCCUGCGGCGGAAACAGGAAGACGUCUCGGCCACGGUGAUCCAGCGGUGCUACCGCAGACACCUGGUGAGGCGGCAGCUGAAGGCCGCGUCCUACUUGUACCGCCAGAUCACCACGCCUCGGCACGUGGGCGAGGAGGACGGAGGCGAGGAAAUGUUCGGGGAGGACGCGCCGGAGAAGGAAGGGCUCAUCGCCGCCAUGAUGAGGGAAAACUACGGCUCCAGUCUGUUGGCGAUCGAGCACUCCGAGACCUCGUCGCCGCCGUCGUACGACAGCGUGACGCGAGCCACGUCGGAGAUCUUUCACCCGCUCGCCGCCAAAACAGAAACGAUAGCCGCCGACACGGCGGGAAGCGACGCGAGCGAACAAUCCCCGUCGCUGGUCGGCCCUGACGGACGGCAGGAAAGCGUACCAUAG
Etheostoma cragini (Arkansas darter) is the source of this 4572-nucleotide messenger RNA. Its product is annotated as sodium channel protein type 2 subunit alpha-like. Gene Ontology annotation, molecular function: protein binding; voltage-gated sodium channel activity. The record is from RefSeq and is a predicted model, not a curated record. Gene Ontology annotation, biological process: sodium ion transmembrane transport; membrane depolarization during action potential; neuronal action potential. Bases 1 to 4572 code for a protein of 1523 amino acids. Gene Ontology annotation, cellular component: plasma membrane; axon; voltage-gated sodium channel complex. NCBI's taxonomy places the organism in Eukaryota, Metazoa, Chordata, Actinopteri, Perciformes, Percidae. The transcript has 25 exons.